Molecule: messenger RNA, 1527 nt
Organism: Wickerhamiella sorbophila
Lineage: Eukaryota; Fungi; Ascomycota; Dipodascomycetes; Dipodascales; Trichomonascaceae
Product: G2/mitotic-specific cyclin-4
Exons: 1
Coding region: 1-1527 (508 amino acids)
Biological process (GO): regulation of cyclin-dependent protein serine/threonine kinase activity; mitotic cell cycle phase transition
Cellular component (GO): centrosome; nucleus; cyclin-dependent protein kinase holoenzyme complex
Molecular function (GO): cyclin-dependent protein serine/threonine kinase regulator activity
Source: RefSeq, a predicted model, not a curated record
AUGGAGAGUCGAGUUCGUCAGGUAGGGGACGAAAAUCGUGCUGGCAUAUACGUAGCCAAAACGAAUGACUUGGUAUCUGGCAAAGAAUCUAAGCGCGCAGCUUUGCAGACGGUAACGAAUACCGCCGCUGCAGCUGGCCAGGCCAAGUCGUCGGCCAGUACCCAACUGAGGUCUCAAACUAGCGCGCAGUCCACCGCUGGCGGUCAACGACUAAAGCGCAAACUAGCGCCCUUGCAUAGCUAUUAUUCACAACCCACUGCAUCCUCCACCGGCUCGGGCGUCGGCCUAGGUAUUUCUAUGUCGUCCUCGGGCGCUGUGGCCGCACAGCGCUCUCAGUCCCUUUCUAGCACAAGCCAAGGAUCUCGUCCUGUGGUUAAUUCCUCCUCUGCUGCCGCCGCUGCUGCCGCUGCUGCUGCUGUGGCCGAGUCCCUCGAGGACAGCGACGAUACAAUCGAAAUGUCUUCUUCUCCCGCGAUGUCCGUCGAUGAGCCCCAUAUGUCGGCCAUCCAGGAGAAUCUGAGCUCCGGUGAAGACGAGCUAGAUAUUGAUUCCGACGAUGUUGCCGCCGACGCUGCUGCCGACGCUGCUGCGGCCGCGGCCGCGGAGAAUGCCCACCAGAGUAACCCCCAUGCUCUCAUGCCCCACUUUUCAGCAGAAACCUAUGCACAGUUCGAAGAAGCCGCUCGUAGAGUGCAGCUUACACCGGGCCUGCUCGACAAAGACGAUGAGGACAUGUACGACGUGAGUAUGGUAGCCGAAUACGCCGACGAAAUUUUCCAGUAUAUGCGGGAAUUGGAGUCAAGCAUGCGCCCCGACCCGUCGUACAUGGCCCAGCAGCGUGAGAUCCAGUGGUCUAUGCGCUCUAUCCUUAUUGACUGGCUUGUCCAGGUGCACCACCGCUUCAAUAUGCUGCCCGAAACGCUAUUUCUGUGCAUCAACUACAUUGACCGAUUCCUUACUGCAAAAGUGGUCUCCCUAAGCAAACUCCAACUUGUCGGCGCUGUCGCCUUGUUUUUGGCUGCUAAAUUCGAAGAAAUCUCCUGCCCCAGCGUGGGUGAAAUCGCCUACAUGGUAGACCACGGCUACACCUCCGACGAAAUCCUCAAAGCUGAGCGAUAUAUGAUUGACAUUCUAGAAUUCAACCUUGCUUUUCCUGGGCCAAUGUCCUUUUUACGCAGAACUUCUAAAGCAGACGACUAUGAUCUGGAAACCCGCACCCUCGCAAAGUACCUUCUCGAGGUAACGAUUAUGGACCAGCGAUUUGUAGGCUCUCCGCCUUCAUGGACAGCUGCUGCCGCACAUUAUUUGGCGCGCCAUAUGCUUCAAAAGGGUCCAUGGACGCCCGCUCAUGUUUAUUUCUCUGGUUACACCUCAGAACAGCUCCUCCCCGCAGUGGGGGUGCUCCAAGAGUGUUGCAUGAACCCCCUCGAACACCACCGUGCUAUUUACGAAAAGUACAGCGACCGCAAAUUCAAAAAAGCGGCCCUAUUCGUUGCUGAUUGGAUCCGCAGGUCCGCCGUGUAUUGA